Pyricularia pennisetigena is the source of this 1851-nucleotide messenger RNA. RefSeq lists its product as uncharacterized. NCBI's taxonomy places the organism in Eukaryota, Fungi, Ascomycota, Sordariomycetes, Magnaporthales, Pyriculariaceae. Gene Ontology annotation, biological process: transmembrane transport. The record is from RefSeq and is a predicted model, not a curated record. Gene Ontology annotation, molecular function: transmembrane transporter activity. The transcript is spliced from 3 exons. Bases 1 to 1851 code for a protein of 616 amino acids.
AUGAUCUCAGUCGCCGAUAUCAUGCGGCGCCUGCCAUUCGCCGCUUCAACGACAACUCGGCAGGCUGUCACCUACCUUCUCGGAAUAUCGCUCUUCUCUAUUUCCUUCCUGGUGUUCCUUAAUAGCAGCUUGUCCUUCGUCAUUACCGACUUGAUUGGUGUUAAGGAAGGCGUUGGCGACAUCGUCGGAACCCUCGGCUUCGCAGAUGAGAUCGUUGCUUUGAUUGCAUGCCCCGUCUGGGGCUUGAUAUCUGACCGGCUGGGCGUUCGCCAGGUUGCUGUGGUGGGGUACUCGAUCAUCGGAGCUUCUUUGCUACUGUUUGUCCAGGCUCAGAAUGUCUAUCCGCAGCUCCUCCUGGCGAGGGUCCUGUUUGCCUUGGGAGCUACAUCCGCGACCACUAUGGUGACUGCAAUCCUGCCUCCCUUAACCGACGAUACCGACCAUUCCGAGAAUGACAGCGACCCCUCAACGAAACCUUCGCACAAUUCGCGUGACAGUGUAGCACUUUCCCUAGAGUCACAGGUCACCAUCACACCGGAGCGAUUCGCUGCACAGCAAGAAAGCGGUGUGGAUAAUCCCGCAAACGGAGCAGCUGCUCACCUAUCGGAUGCAGACAAGGGUGAUGCGGCCAAACCCUCGGCCCUCGCAGGACUUGUCGGCCUCUUUACAGGCUGCGGCGCCCUUGUAGCACUAUCAAUAUUCCUGCCGCUCCCGGUGCGAUUUGGGCACAUUGAGGGUACCACGCCCGCCCAGGCAGUGACAUACUCUUUUUAUGUUGUCGGCGCCGUUGCUUUUUGUGUGGCUGGCUUCGUGGCUUGGGGUUUACGCGGAAUAAAAGGCGAGGAGGGCAAGGGUUGGCGGAUGCUCCUUGGCAGUUCACCUUGUGAUGGCGAAAAUGGAGGGGACCGCGUUCUGUCUCAGGCAGCCGCUUUGCGCCGCCGAAGACCAGGACAGUCACGCCGAGCCGGGCAGCCUUCUGUACAAGAUAGAUACCUCCCCUACGGUCAACUUCUCAAAGAUUCGGUUCGCCUUGGCUUUGUAGAUCCUCAGAUUGGUCUCGGCUACCUCGGCGGGUUUGUGGCUCGGGCAUCGACAGUUGCCAUUUCACUAUUCAUCCCGCUUUUCAUCAACACAUACUUCAUCCGUAAUGGUUUCUGCCAGGGCUCACCUCACGACCCGUCCCCUGAGCUGAAGAAAGAGUGCCGAGCCGCCUAUGUCUUGGCGUCUAUCCUUACCGGUGUUGCGCAGCUGUUCGGGCUUGUUUGUGCCCCUAUCUUCGGGUACCUAGCCAGUCGUGCGACAGCAAAGGUCAGGUUCAAUCUGCCCAUCGUUGUCGCUACAAGUUUUGGCAUCAUUGGGUAUAUGCUGUUUGCGAGGCUCCAAAGCCCCGAGUUCAAGAAUGUGGACGGGCGUGGCGGGGGGCCCUGGGUGUUCCUGGUCGCGGCAAUGCUGGGGAUCAGUCAGAUUGGUUGCAUCGUCUGCAGUCUUGGCUCACUUGGCCGCGGCGUCUUGACUGUGGAUUUGCCCGCCAGUGCCCACGUUCAGGAGGAGCAAACUCACGCCUCAGGGGACGAAAGAGCGCCGUUGCUUGCAGGCGACGAGGCCGAGCAGGGGGAUGUGACGACACGACAGUCGCCAGCAGUGUCCCGUGUUCGCCUCAAGGGUUCUAUCGCCGGCGUGUACAGCUGGUGCGGCGGCGCUGCUAUAUUGCUCCUUACCAAACUAGGAGGCUUUCUCUUCGAUAAGUGGUCAACGGGGGCUCCUUUCUAUAUGAUGGCUCUUUUCAACGCUGUAUUACUUGUGGCGGCACUUGGAGUUGACGCGGCCAGAUUUUACAGUUCCUGCAAAUGA